CCGGUUCCGGCCGGUGACAGGAAGCUCGGCACAUGUGGGUGACUUUGAGGCUGCAGGUCAGGGAGUCGCGGCGAUGGACGGCUUUGGGUCAGAUUUCUCCUCCGGUUCCUCGGGCUCCGGGAAAGUAGACACCGGGGCCAUCAUGGAACAGGUCAAAGUCCAGAUUGCGGUGGCAAACGCGCAAGAACUGCUGCAGAGGAUGACCGAUAAGUGCUUUCGAAAAUGUAUAGGAAAACCUGGUAGCUCCCUGGAUAAUUCAGAGCAGAAAUGCAUUGCAAUGUGCAUGGACAGAUAUAUGGACGCCUGGAACACCGUAUCCCGAGCUUACAAUUCCAGACUGCAGCGAGAGAGUGCAAAGAUGUGACAUGGAUCAGGAGUCCACGUCAAUCUGGAGAUUAAACCUACCAUCACUGGACAUAAUCCCCUUUGCUGUCAAAUGGAAGAAGGAUUAAAAAAAAACAAGGAACUAUACAUGUAUGAGACUGUUAACAUAGGGCAAUGAUACUGCAAGGAUUUAUAUUGCAGUAAAAAUGACAGCAUGUUGGAAUAAAAAAAAAAAAAGCAGUGCUGCUCAAUAUCUCCUACCCUGCCACUUAAUCUCCUAAAGGGGCGUAGCCAUAUUGAGGGGUUAAAGGGGCGGUGCGGGAGAUGUCUGAAUAUUGGC
Messenger RNA from Pelobates fuscus (common spadefoot toad), 664 nucleotides. RefSeq names its product translocase of inner mitochondrial membrane 13 (gene TIMM13). The coding region runs from base 74 to 364 and encodes 96 amino acids. The record is from RefSeq and is a predicted model, not a curated record. Lineage: Eukaryota; Metazoa; Chordata; Amphibia; Anura; Pelobatidae. The transcript is spliced from 3 exons.